UGGUAUGGUAGCAUUUAUAGUUGACGUAUGCCAAGGUUUUCAUGCAGCAACAGUCAAGAUUUUUGUAGAUCUCUUAAUGAUAUUGUUUUGUUUUUCUAAAUCACAUAACGUUGUACGGAUUAUAUUUAAAAUAUCCAAACUGACUGAAACAUGAUAAAAGCUAUUCUUGUUUUCAAUAAUCAUGGUAAACCUAGACUUACAAAGUUUUACUAUCAUUAUCCAGAAGACAUGCAACAACAAAUAGUACGGGAGACAUUCCAAUUAGUGUCCAAGCGAGAUGAUAAUGUUUGCAACUUCUUAGAAGGAGGAAGCUUAAUUGGUGGGUCAGACUACAAGCUUAUAUACCGCCACUAUGCUACUUUGUAUUUUGUAUUUUGUGUGGAUUCAUCAGAAAGUGAGUUAGGCAUUCUUGAUCUUAUCCAAGUAUUUGUUGAAACACUUGAUAAGUGUUUUGAAAAUGUUUGUGAAUUGGACCUCAUCUUCCAUGUUGACAAGGUACAUUAUAUUUUAAAUGAACUAGUGAUGGGGGGAAUGGUUUUGGAGACAAACAUGACCGAAAUCAUCAGUCGUAUUGAAGAUCAAAAUAAAUUGGAGAAGCAAGAGGCAGGCCUCUCUGCAGCUCCAGCAAGAGCUGUGUCAGCUGUGAAAAAUAUCAACAUACCACAACAGAUCAAGGACAUCAAGCUUCCAGAUCUGCCACAUAUAGGCAGUUUCAAGUUUUAGCUAUAAUCUGAUCUAAGCUAUACAGUUGUAAUGAACUGUGUUAGUGUACCUUGAAAUAUCCAUCUGUUGGGUACAGUAUUACA
Messenger RNA from Limulus polyphemus (Atlantic horseshoe crab), 806 nucleotides. RefSeq names its product AP-3 complex subunit sigma-2-like (gene or). Gene Ontology annotation, biological process: Golgi to vacuole transport; intracellular protein transport. Lineage: Eukaryota; Metazoa; Arthropoda; Merostomata; Xiphosura; Limulidae. The record is from RefSeq and is a predicted model, not a curated record. Bases 151 to 723 code for a protein of 190 amino acids. The transcript is spliced from 6 exons. Gene Ontology annotation, cellular component: AP-3 adaptor complex; intracellular membrane-bounded organelle; membrane coat.